AUGGACACCAUGGAUACAGAGUCUGUUCAAAGCGGACGGACGCGGGACAGAGCGUCACGCAUUGCCAAGGCUUGUCUAAGAUGCCAGUCUAAAAAGAUCAAGUGUGAUGGAAUGACGCCAUCGUGCACUCCUUGUGUCAACCGCAACAACGAGUGCGUGUAUCAACAGAUGCAGAGGCGCCGUGGUCCAGGCCGGAGCAAAAUGUACAUCCAAGCCCUUGAAGAGCGGCUUUCCAAAAUGGAGGCUGUUCUUAGCCAGGCUGGGCUUCCGAGGCCGGGUGCGCCGCCAACGAGGGUGUCCCCUUCAGAAACUGACGCCGCGUCCGUGUCUGUGUUCGCCGGUCCGCCCGUGACGUCUGGCACAACUGCUGGACCCAACCCCAGCACCGACGCUCAGCAAGCGGGUUUUGCCCAGGCAUCAACAGACCAUCUGAUGGUCGAUGAACCGGGACCAUCGAUACCUCGUAUGUCCCAAAACUCUAGCGAACAGUCGGAUCAACGAGGCAGCCAGACGCCUGCGCCCCCGCCUCGGGAUAUCCCAGAACCGCCGAAGCAGCUCUCAAACAAGAUGCCUGUGUUUGCCGUCAUUGCAAGCCGAAUGCGAGAGGUCAAUACUGCAUCUUACUGCUCUACAUUCAACAGACAGGUCUUUACGCCUCGCCUCGAGAGAGAAGAGGCCAUCACGAUUUUGAUGCCUCUGUAUGACGACGUCAUCGAUAAUUACCCCCUUCUCAACUUUCAUUAUUUCGUCCGUCAUUUCGAGAAGCUGCCAGAGGCCGAGAACACCUUUAACAACACAUCCGGCUGGGCGUACAUGAAUGCUGUUAUCUCUGUCGGGACUCGGCGAAAGUCCAUCAACAACGCAUUCCAGGAAGUCUGCCAACUUGCUUGGCCCUUUUUCAAAAACGCUUUCUCCGGCCUGACGGAGUUGAUGGUCAAGGGUACCGACCUCUUGGCCGUGCAGGGCAUAGUCGCCAUGGCAGUGUUCAUGCAGGGAACCACGUGCACGAGGACGGCGGCUCUGCUGUCGUCAGCCGCGGUGAGACUAUCGCAGAGCAUCGGCCUGCAUAGACAGCCUUGUGUCAUGAUGUCAAUGUGCGUACAGGAUGUGGAGGCGCGAAGUCGCGUGUUCUGGGCGGCGUACAUCCUUGAAAAAGAGAUGGGUCUGAACCACGGGCUUGAUUCUAUACAAGACGACGACGAUAUCGAGACAGAGCUACCAAGCGGCCGCGGAGACGGUGUCGAUGUGCUGAACCUGAGAGCGAAGCUUGCCAUGGUGGAAUCCUCUAUCCGGAGACGGCUGUACACAGCGAAAGGCCUUCGACUCACAGAUGACGAUCUAGUCAAGGCCAUCAUCGACCUUGAUGCUCUCCUUGAAGAAUGGAGGUCAAGCCUGCCUGCUGAACUCCAGCCAUCGUAUGAGCCCCGGACGGCGAGCCCGGACAUCGCUCCCGACAACUUGAAUCUGCACUUGGCAUUCUUCAGGUGCACGAUGAUGGUGCACUGGGCUGCGAGACGACACAACCAAUACCCGACAAUGGCCGUACUCGUGGGGACGUCCGGCGGGUUCGAGAUGCCCUACAUCCAGCUUUCUUUUUCGCAGAAGCGAUGUCGGAUGGCGGCGCACGCGACCAUCAGGCUAUUUCGAACCAUCUCCACGCCACAAUAUGCCGACUUGUGGCGAAUUCUCUGCUAUCCUCUGUGCGCCAGUCUGACACUCUUGACGGAUGUGCUCGAGAACCCAGGCUGCUCCCGUGCUCGCGGCGACUUGGCGGCGACAAGAAGCUUUGCCCAUUUCCUCCAGAAGUUCGAAAAGUCGGAAGGCUGCGACCUGAAGCGCGUCUUGACGGCGUGCGCCUUCUUGCAAAGGACCGCGCAACGUGCCGUCGACGAUGCGCAGAACAUGAUGCACGCCCAGAACCUCGUGGUCAACGACGGCCCCGGUGUGCCACUAAUACCAGGUUUCAAUCUCAGUGAGGACGCGCAGGUCUUACAAGCGCUGCUUGGAGCCGCAACCCAUCCCAUGUAUCUCGUCCAGGGACUGAUGGGGACCUUGCCCAACCGAGAUCAACGUCUCAUAACGAGACUUGCCCACCUUCUCGGCACUCCCUUGGAGAGUGGCAAACCUGGGAGUCCUCUUGGGCCACAACCGUUGCAGCCGGAGACGUACGGCUUCGGCUUCGGCCAAGGUCAAGCGGGAAGUGAUCCAACAGCGAACUGGUCCUGA
This is a messenger RNA of Colletotrichum higginsianum IMI 349063, 2226 nucleotides long. RefSeq names its product Fungal specific transcription factor. The record is from RefSeq and is a predicted model, not a curated record. The transcript is spliced from 5 exons. Lineage: Eukaryota; Fungi; Ascomycota; Sordariomycetes; Glomerellales; Glomerellaceae. Gene Ontology annotation, biological process: DNA-templated transcription; regulation of DNA-templated transcription. Bases 1 to 2226 code for a protein of 741 amino acids. Gene Ontology annotation, molecular function: DNA binding; DNA-binding transcription factor activity, RNA polymerase II-specific; zinc ion binding.